Molecule: messenger RNA, 2202 nt
Organism: Rhagoletis pomonella (apple maggot)
Lineage: Eukaryota; Metazoa; Arthropoda; Insecta; Diptera; Tephritidae
Product: kelch-like protein 1
Exons: 7
Coding region: 121-1821 (566 amino acids)
Molecular function (GO): protein binding
Source: RefSeq, a predicted model, not a curated record
GUGUACGUAAAUAUCCACACAUAUUUGGAAUCUUCGAUACACUGUUCAACAGGUCGGUCCUCGCUCUACCAAAACACAAACCAAAUAGGAAAUAUCAAAGAAGAAUCAAUACCAGUAGCAAUGGCAACAAAAAGUACACGUCAACUACUUCCGGAUGUAAAUGGCCAUGACCUCCCUCAUUUCAUUAAGAAAGUUCUGAAUAAUAUAUGCGACUUCUACGAUGAACAGGACCUCAUAGAUGUAACAUUUAAAUUGUCUAAUCCGACCGCUAUGAUUCCAGCACACCGCUUAAUACUAUCAGCGGCAAGUCCAUAUUUUAAAGAUUUAUUCAAAAGCGACAAGGGCCUAACUCCUGUUAUCGAAGUAAAUGACAUAGACAGUGACGCCUUUGAGCGUUCAAUAACAUUAUGCUACACCGGCAAGGCACUCAUAACCAUCGAAAAUGUGGACGCAAUGCUGAAGGCAGCAAUAUAUUUGAAGUUGGAUGAAGCGGUUGUCGCUUGUGUUGACUAUAUUUUGCAGCAUAUAACUGAGUAUACACUGCAGCGGGCAUAUUGCUUAGAGCGUGAAACUCAGUGUGUAUCACUGCAAGAGAAACUCUUGGAAUAUGAAGUAAAUAAUUUCAUGGAGAUGAGCAAAAGUCCCGAGUUCCUUAGUUUCGAAGCUGAUAAAUUACAUGCUAUUAUAGAGAACAAUAAUUUGAAUGUGCCUUGCGAAGAAGAUGCUUUUCAUGCUAUUAAACGUUGGUAUGAGUACGAUGCUCCUGGGCGGCAACAGAAACUACCAGAUUUAAUCGGUUGUUUACGACUGACACAAAUUGAAAUGAGUUUCUUAAUGGAAAACGUUCAAUCAUUGCCUGGAUGUGAGGUAUUGGCGUUGAGAGCAAUAUCGUGGAUUGGUAUACCUGCAAACCGAACAAAAAUAUCGUUGAAGUUCACAGCACCACGAGAAAAUGUAUGUAAAUUGCUGGGAGAGACAACUUUGCUGGCGGUAAAAUAUGCUGGCUGUAAAGGCACAAUUUUCCAAUAUGACCAAACUGAAGAUGAAUGGCACAAAUACGCUGAAGUAGAACAUGAUGCAAGCGAGUACGGAAUGGUUCUUAUGGAAGACAAUAUUAUUUACAUUGGUGGUGUACGAGAUGGCAAAGCAACUAACGGUGUUAAAAGCUGGAGCUUAAAAACGAGAACGUGGAGGACGUUGCCUUCAAUGCUUCAACAAAGAAAGUGGCGAAGUGCUGUACUAUUAAAUGGAAAUGUAUACGCAAUUGGUGGACAUAGCUCAGAUGGAGAAUAUUCGAAGUCUGUGGAAAAGUAUUCACCCGGUAGCGAAUGGAAAUUAGUUAGCAGCAUGAUUACGCCACGAAGUCAAGCUGGUGCAGUGGCUUUGAAUGACAAAAUUUUUGUUAUGGGCGGCUUUAAUGGAUACCGUUUAAAAUCUGUUGAAUGUUACGACCCAUCUUCGAAUAUUUGGACACAGUGCGAGUAUAUGAAUAAAGCUCAUGAUUUACCUGGGGCAGCCGUACACGAUGGAUGCAUAUACGUUUUAGGAGGUAAUUGGGAAGAUAAAACAGUCGAGCGUUAUCACCCUGAAAGUGACAAAUGGACAAAGAUGUGCUCUUUGAAUGUUGGACGUAGUGGAAUGGGUUGUGUUUUUGUAGGUGAUAAACUGUGGGCUGUCGGAGGUCAACAAAACUAUACAUUUACAAAUGCCGUAUCAGUUUACUAUGCCGAAUAUGAUGAAUGGGUCGAAAAGAAACCAAUACCUGAAGCAGGUCGAUACAGGUGUUAUGUUGUGCCUAAAGCUUUACUUCAAUGUGAAUAAGAGAUAAGGAAAUUUACAAAGUACUUAGUUGAAGACUUACUAGAGAUCAAUGUAUUUAUUUUGCUAACGCAACUUUUAAUUUUCAGCUUAUCUUGAACAUGAAUUUUAGUUUAAUGGUUUCUAUUACUUUAAAAUAUGUUUGUUUGUAAAAUGCGUUUUUUAAAUAUAUAGUAAAUAUAUCCAACAAGGUAGAAGUGAUUUUGAUGGUUCUCCGUUUUGGACUGCGACUGGAAUAUCAAAUAAAUAAUAGAUAUUCGAAAUCGUAUUAAAGGAAUCGGUUUCUUUUUCUUUUUCUAACACUAUAUAUCGAUGGCUGAGUGGAAGAUCGACUUAUCUCGACAGCCAAUUCGAAAACAGCCUAUCUCAGAAAACUUUGCAAGA